Molecule: messenger RNA, 2814 nt
Organism: Lagopus muta (rock ptarmigan)
Lineage: Eukaryota; Metazoa; Chordata; Aves; Galliformes; Phasianidae
Gene: CD40
Product: CD40 molecule
Exons: 9
Coding region: 1107-1955 (282 amino acids)
Biological process (GO): positive regulation of angiogenesis; positive regulation of tyrosine phosphorylation of STAT protein; positive regulation of canonical NF-kappaB signal transduction
Cellular component (GO): external side of plasma membrane; CD40 receptor complex; membrane
Molecular function (GO): transmembrane signaling receptor activity; antigen binding; protein binding
Source: RefSeq, a predicted model, not a curated record
GUGCCACAGGGCCGGUAGGGCACGGACGCCCGUCCCGGUGUGCAGCAGCGCCCAGACAUGGUCGGGACUUCCCAGGCUGAGCCUGCGAGUGGCAGGCCCAGAAAUUCCCAUGCGUGCCUUCGGCUUCGGCUCUGCCCUCACAGCUCCCUGGGGCUCUGGGUGCACCUGAGUGCAUCGGUUCUGGGAAAUGACAUCAUGGCGGGGAAUGUGGAGUGCAUGGCCUGCGGCCAGGGCACAGCACGAGGCAACAGCGGGAGGCAGGGCUUUGGGCUGCAGCUGGACCUGGGGUCAGCCUGAGGGACAUGGCUGGACUCCUGCAGCACUGGAAGCAGGGCCAUUCCUGCAGCGGUGCCCGCGGGGAGGAUGGCGGCACCAUACGCGGUGUCCUCGAGGCUGUGAUGGCAGUGCUGGGUUGGCGCAGACCCUGAAAGUCCCCCCCACAGCACGUGCUGCAAACCUGCAUAUGGGGAAGUGUCCAGAGAACUUAAGGGAUGGGAACUUCCUCGGGGAUUGCUGUGGGACGGAGGGAAGGGAGCCGGGGCGGUGGGAAGGCUCAGAGCCCUGCUGCUCUUUUGCCUCUUCCCGUAUCGGGUUGCUGUGUUUCUGGGAACUCUAUGCAGAUACCAGAGCCUGUGGGGAACGCUGAGGGGCUCUCAGGACUUUUUAAAAGUGAAGUGAAACCUCACACUUCUGCCUGAGGAAGAAGCUGUUGGGGCCAGAACAAAGAUCCCUCUGCUUCCCAUGGCAGAUUCCUGCCUGCGGCCGCACCUCCUUCACCCAGAAAGAAGCUGGAGGCAGCUGCAUGCUGACAUCCACCCGUAGCUCGGCCGUGCCGGGCCGGUCGCACCGUGCGGGGGGACGGCGGGAAGCGCCCCGGCCCCGCACAGCUCUCGGCUACGCUCCGCGGCCCGGGAAAGUCCCGGGGCGGCGGGGGCUGCCGGUGGGGACUUCGUCGCAGGAGUGCAAGCCCGGUGACUGCAGGAUGGGCGGCCCCUGCGGCCCCUUCCUGGGCGGAAACGGGUCGAGCCGUUAAUAUCGGCUGCCCGGCCCCGCACGGCUCGGUUGGACUCGGGACGGGACGGGCGGCGCAGCUCGGAUCGGACCGGAUGGGCGCGGCUCGGGCCAUGGGGCGGCUCGGGCUGCUGGGGCUCCUCUGCGCGCUGCUCCUGGGCUGCGGGCAGCCUGGUGAUGCUGUGAAUUGCUCUGACAAGCAGUAUGAGCACAAGGGCAAAUGCUGCAACCGAUGCCAGCCAGGGAAGAAGUUGGCCUCUGAAUGCAACGACACAGAAAGCUCUGUCUGCACACCCUGUGACAACGGUCACUACCAGCAGAGCUGGACUAAAGAGAAGCACUGCAUGCCCCAUGACAUCUGUGAGGAGAAUGCUGGCCUCGUCGUGAAGAGACAUGGAAAUGCAACGCACAACACUGUGUGUCAGUGCCGGGCUGGCAUGCACUGCUCUGAUGCCAGCUGCCAGACCUGCGUGGAGAAUGAGCCCUGCAAGCAGGGCUUUGGCUUUGUGGCAGCCGUGGCUGAAGCCCGGAUGAUCUCACCAUGUGAGCCCUGUGAAGAAGGCACCUUCUCCAAUGUAUCUUCCAAAACUGAGCCGUGCCACUUCUGGACAAGCUGUGAGGAAAAGGGGCUCGUGGUGAAGGUGAAGGGGACGAACACUUCAGAUGUGAUCUGUGAGUCGAGCCGGCGCUCAUCGCUGUCGGUGCUGAUCCCCAUCACAGCUGUGGUUGUCACCUGCCUGGUGGGCAUCUGCAUCUACUGCCUGGUGCACACAGACCUCAGGCGCCGUGGAACGAGGCAGAUUGAGACCGAGGUGCCCAGAGAGCUGGAGACGCAGCAGCCGGAGGAGGUGGACUUCCCGGUGCAGGAGACCCUGCUGGAAGGGCAGCCCGUAGCGCAGGAGGACGGCAAGGAGAGCCGCAUCGCAGAGCAGGAGCAGCUGUGAGAGUGCGGGAGCUGCCCCCGACAGGAGCAGCGGGCAGGGCCAGCACUGACCCCCCUGCAGUCGGGGCGGGAGGUGAGCAUCGGCCCCAGCGCGGCGAUGCCACGGGGCACAGCCGCCCGCACGUGGGCAGCGCAGCCGGGCCGGGCACCCAGCGGCGUGCUGCGGAGGAGCCGGGCAGGGCCACAGGUGGGCAGAGCCCGUGGCGGGACCGAGGCGGAGCCCGACGGGAUGCCACGCAGGAGCCGACCUGAAGAGCAGCUCUGCCCGGGGGACCCUCGGAGGCCCCACGCCACGGCGGGACCCGGCGGCUCGGUGUCAGGGCGUGACGGUGCCGGCCCGGCGGGGACGGGAUGCGUGGAGACAACAAACCAACCCAAAAAUCCCAGUCCCCGACCCACGCGUGUCCGGAGCGCGGUUCUGCGCGAGGCGGUGCGCGGCCGUUUCGGCGCCAGCAGGGGGCGCUGCGGGGCCGCCGGCGGCGCGGAGCGGGCGGAGCGCUCCCGCACAGCCCCGCGCGGGGGGCGGAAGGGUCACGGCCGAGUGCGGCGCCCUGCGGCGGCCCCGCGCCCCGUGUCCCGUAGCGAGCGCGAGGCGAAGGCUCUGCCGGGGGCGGCCCGGCUCGGCACCGCUCCCUUCGGCCGCCCCCGGCCCCGCCCGGCCCCGCGUCGUUCGUCCCCGCAGCGCUCUGCGCCGCAUGCGGCCCCCACCGCCCGGCCCGAGCUGCGAUGCUGCCGGCUGCUGACAUUUCCGCGGUUAUUGCUCCUCUCCGAGCUCUGCCAUCACCGUUACAGUGGGAACAAUUACACUCAAUUAUUCUCCACCACACCGUUGACAAAAAAAGAUGGCAUUUAAACUUUAA